AUGUUGGAUCAGAUUCAUCUGCUGGCUGCUGUGACAGUCCUGGGAGUCCUGGAGCAAGGCUACUUCUUCCUCCAGGUGAUCUAUGCCAGGAGGGCGUUUGGCAUUUCUCCUCCAAAGAUCUCAGGCCCACCUGAAUUUGAGAGGAUCUUUCGAGCACAGGUGAACUCCUCUGAGUAUUUUCCCAUUUUCCUGGCACUUCUGUGGCAGGCUGGACUCUUCUUCCAUCAAGGUCUGGCUGCAGCCUUGGGUCUGCUCUAUCUCUACGCCCGCUACUGCUACUUUAUGGGAUACAGGGCAUCAUCCUUGGAAAGGCUCACCCCAAUAUACUUUAGCUCUGGAGUUCUGUGGAUUCUCAUUGCAGCGUCAGCCCUGGGCAUCUUGCAUUUCUUCCUCUCUCACUACGUGGGGCUGAACAUCCUCCAGCUCCUCAGAGUGUGACCUGCUCCUCUGUCCCUCAUCA
This is a messenger RNA of Antrostomus carolinensis (chuck-will's-widow), 460 nucleotides long. Its product is annotated as leukotriene C4 synthase. The transcript has 5 exons. Gene Ontology annotation, molecular function: leukotriene-C4 synthase activity; enzyme activator activity; glutathione transferase activity. Gene Ontology annotation, cellular component: nuclear envelope; endoplasmic reticulum; membrane. Gene Ontology annotation, biological process: leukotriene biosynthetic process. Lineage: Eukaryota; Metazoa; Chordata; Aves; Caprimulgiformes; Caprimulgidae. Bases 1 to 438 code for a protein of 145 amino acids. The record is from RefSeq and is a predicted model, not a curated record.